Messenger RNA from Pogoniulus pusillus (Red-fronted tinkerbird), 6447 nucleotides. RefSeq names its product FOS like 2, AP-1 transcription factor subunit (gene FOSL2). The transcript has 4 exons. Gene Ontology annotation, molecular function: RNA polymerase II cis-regulatory region sequence-specific DNA binding; DNA-binding transcription factor activity, RNA polymerase II-specific. The record is from RefSeq and is a predicted model, not a curated record. Gene Ontology annotation, biological process: regulation of transcription by RNA polymerase II. The coding region runs from base 290 to 1261 and encodes 323 amino acids. Lineage: Eukaryota; Metazoa; Chordata; Aves; Piciformes; Lybiidae. Gene Ontology annotation, cellular component: nucleus.
UCGGCCCUUCGCUGCUCUCUGGGCCUCUUUUAUUGUUUGUUAUUAUUAAUAUAUUUUUAUAUCUUGAUUUUCCCCCUCUUAAAAAAAAACCCAGACUUUUCUUAUUUUUUUCCCCAUCUCCUCCCUCCAAAGCUUUUUUUUCUUCCUGCCUUUCCGCGGAGAGCGUUGGGAGGCAAAAACCAAGAGCCGAAGAGGCCGGGAGGGAGAAGGGGGCGGGGAGACGACGAGGGAGCGGCGGGUGUCGGUGCGGGAAGGCGGGGACGCGGUUCCCCCGGGCCGACCUCGGACCAUGUACCAGGACUACCCCGGGAACUUCGACACGUCCUCCAGAGGCAGCAGCGGCUCCCCGGGACAUCCCGAGAACUACUCCAGCGGCGCAGCUCAGCAGAAAUUUCGAGUAGAUAUGCCAGGAUCAGGCAGUGCUUUCAUCCCUACAAUCAACGCCAUCACAACCAGCCAGGACCUGCAGUGGAUGGUGCAGCCCACUGUCAUCACCUCCAUGUCAAGCCCUUACUCUCGCUCGCACCCGUACAGCCACCCACUGCCCCCGCUGUCUUCAGUUGCUGGACACACAGCCCUUCAGCGACCUGGUGUGAUCAAAACCAUCGGGACCACAGUGGGCCGCAGACGAAGAGAUGAGCAGCUGUCGCCUGAGGAAGAAGAGAAGCGAAGGAUCCGGAGAGAGAGGAACAAGCUGGCAGCUGCUAAGUGUCGUAACAGGCGUCGGGAGCUAACAGAGAAACUCCAGGCGGAAACUGAAGUGUUGGAGGAGGAGAAGUCGGUGCUGCAAAAGGAGAUUGCGGAGCUCCAGAAGGAGAAGGAGAAGCUGGAGUUUAUGCUGGUGGCUCACAGCCCUGUCUGCAAAAUCAGUCCUGAGGAGCGUCGGAGCCCACCAUCCAGCAGCCUCCAGAGCGUUAGGACUGGAGCAAGUGGAGCAGUGGUGGUGAAACAGGAGCCUGUGGAGGAAGAGAUCCCAUCUUCUUCUUUGGUCCUUGACAAAGCCCAGAGGUCUGUCAUUAAGCCCAUCAGUAUUGCUGGAGGCUUUUAUGGAGAAGAGGCACUCAACACUCCCAUUGUGGUAACCUCAACACCAGCCAUCACUCCUGGGUCCUCCAACUUGGUAUUCACCUACCCUAAUGUGUUGGAUCAGGAGUCUCCUCUCUCUCCAUCUGAGUCCUGCUCCAAAGCUCACCGGAGGAGCAGCAGCAGUGGUGACCAGUCCUCGGAUUCCUUGAACUCUCCCACCUUGCUGGCGUUGUAAUUCCCCUGUGGCCCCCCAUUUUGCCAGUGUGUUACAUCCCCCAUCAGAACCAUGGGGGAGCCCCCCUCCAUGGGAUUAGAGACAGGCACAGGAUUGUUCAAGCACAAGGGCAGCAAGAACAAGGAUGGGGAAGUGCUGCAGCUCCAGGAAAGAGCGAGGACCAACACCAGCUCCCUGGAGGCAGGAAACGACAAGGGUGGGACCGAUGUGCCAAGACUGCUUGGAAAGGGUGAUGUUGCCUCUGUAGGGACUGCCUAUGGAAACCUCUUCAUGGCUAUAGUGGACUUGGGGAGCACUCUUGGCCAUAAGUAAAGGAUGAUAUGCAGACAGUUGCUAGUCGUCCCUUUCCCUUGCAAAUUGAUCUGAUCAGUCAUGCUCUGUGCUUAGAUCAUUCUGGUUGAUCUUACACCUUCUCUCAUUCCCUCUCUCUCUCAUUGCACUUGUCAUUUCCAAUGUUGUCAAUCCCAUGACAUUUCAUCCAGUUGCUCUAAACUCUACAGGCUUGUUAGGAUCUUUCCUCUUGGGACAGGCUGUGGGAAGCAUGUAGGGCUGCUGAGGCAGGAGUGGGGGGAUGGCUGGGAUGCCCAAGAAAGGGGUGACCAUGGAGCUUGAGGGCUCCCUAACUCUGUCCUGGGGCACUGAGGCAGUAGAGACAGCAGGAGGCUCAUGUAGAAGUCUUUUUUUUUUAAUGUAGAUAUAUUUAUCCCCUUAGGCUCCUCUAAAAACAAGUUAGCAUCUCAGGGCCAAAGUAGAAUUGGAAAAGCUGCUAGAGUGGCACUUACCAGUGUCUGGCAGGGUUUCACCCCAGUUUAGUGGAUAUCUAAUCUGCUGCAUGUUGUUUACUUUUCCUGGGCUGCCUGCUGCAGAGAGAGUACUGCAUCUUUCUCCCCAUCAGGGCUCCUGACUCAGAGGCUGAUCUCUUCCUGUUAGUAAAUCCUCCCCUCCUCUUGGCCAUAUUUGCAGAACAUGCUACCAAGAAAGAGGUGGCAUCGUGUGCCUGUAAAUCUAGGGUGGAGACUGGCAGUGGUUAAGAGAGUGAAACUAGCUGGCUGCAUGCUUGCUGGCUUUUUCAGUGCUGGGAAACAAGCAGCACACAUCCACCGGUUGAUACUAGUGGGUGGUGUUUGCUCAAAGAUUCCCAGUUUCCAUGGUUGAGGGGAAGGCAGUGGUCCAACCUCCAGAACAGCACAAGCCACAAGGUGCUCCUGACCACAAGCAAGAAGGCACAUUGAAGUAAUGACCUUUUUGAAGUAGAACAGAGCUUCUGAUAACUUCUGGUUAUGAAUGACAAAUUGUCAGCGAAGAAAAUCGAAUGCCAUUAUUUGGACCUCAUUCUCUGGCCUCUGUUUUUUGAUUUGUUGUUUUCUGGUGGGUUUUUGGUUUUGUGUUUGGGUUUUUUUUUUCAUUUUGCAUAGUAAUUGAUCUGUUUUUAUGGGGUUCAUUACCCUGAAGACAAAAAAGAAAUCAGGGCAUUCUUUUCCUAGCCCUGAGUCUUCUCCAGCGUGUGGGUUUGGCUGCUGCUACUAAGUGCUCAGAGAGGGCACAAACUCUCCAGUGCUGAUGUUCACUACUGAAAGCAGUAAUGUGUGUAACCUAUUCCCACUUGGAUCCAAGCUCAAUUCCUGUUAAUGUCAACACACUAACAAAUCACGACCAUGUGCACGCUAGGACUGCACAGUUCUGCAGCUAAGCAACUUAAGAGACAGUUCUUUGGUUCUGCCUGUUGAAGCUGUGAUGACAGCUAUUUAUUUUGGUGUGACUUCUUUUCUUCUCUUUUUUUAAGUCAACCCAGGGUGUUUCUUGUUCAGGCUGGACCUGGAGAAAUGUGAUGUGACACAAGGCUAGUCCUGUGAGAUGAUACACUGCUGCAGUCCUCAGCAACUCCACUGAGAACUAAUAGAGUUCCAUCUUGUGGAAAUGGACCUUUACUCAGCAGGGCUGGCUUCCCUGAAACCCUGGCCACUGCCUAUUCCUUGAAUCAUUCUAAAGGGACAUGAUUUUACUUCUAAAAGUAGUCUUUGCUGUUUCCUUAUUACUAUUCUUUUGAAACCAAACCUGCCAGAAAGUGAGAAGAAUGAUCUUUUUGUUUCAUAAAGCUGAUUAAGAUUCAAGCUUUUUCUUUUAUUGCUUGAAUAUUUCCACCAUUGCAGAGGUUUCAAAUUGAGCUUAUGCAAUAAUUAACGUUGAUAAAGGAGUUCUUGUCCUUACAUGAAGAUCAAGUCUUCCUUUCUAAUAAAGCAGAUUUUAAACUGCUGUAGUUAGUACAGGGGAUCCUGUUUCCAUAGGGUUUUAUGUAGAUGCUAUUACUUUAGCUGAAACUGCUGCUUCUCUGUCUCUAAUUCACCUGAUGCUCAUUUGAGCCAAUUUGGCUUGAGAAUGUAAAACUUUUCAGUGUCUUUGCAUAUCAUUUCUAACCAUUUCUGAGCAGAAUGCAGCAUUGUCAAGCGGUGAAUCCUAAAGUGAUGCAGCUACCUCUGUGGCCAGGAGAUCAGAAGCAUUCCUUCUAUGGUUUUCACAAAGUCAGGUUCCUCCUCAAGCUUGAGUGAUCCUAACUCUUAAUGAAACAACAAAACAUACCUUUGCUUUUUGCUCACUGGAAUCAUUACCAAAAAGAGCUGUAGCUGGCCCUUGUCCACUGCCUUGUCAUUGACCUUCUCAGAGACAGGACAGUCCCCUUUCUUGUCUGAUACUAGUGGGAGCCAUGUGGAACUGCCUAGAGAAGAGGAUCAUUUUCUACUAUCUGGAAAAAGCCCCAAGUAACUUUGUGAUUGCUUGUUUUGUUCCUCUAAUCUCCCAGAGGAUGUCUGCGUUACAAUCACUGGUCUCUUCUCUAUUUUGUAGAUCAGUCUUACUUUAGUUGCUGGCAGGCAGGCACAACUUGAUCUCUGCUGUUGCUUUGGUUUGGCCCUGCAUUCUUUUCUUCAGGUUUACUGGUGUGCUUUUUGGGAACUGGCUGUCUUCCCUAUCCCAGAAAUGGUGUUUUCCAUGAGUACUCUCCACUCCAGUUUCUAAAUGUGGUGUCUCUGUGUUCUACAUGUAUUGGGGUUGCAGGAGCUGUUGUAACUAGUGUCUGACCAAGAGUUAUUGAAGUCAGUAGAAAAAGGCCUGGGGUAUUUCAGGUGGUAUUGGGUUAAUCCCCUAGUGACUGACCCAAUGAAGCCUCUAGUAACACCUUAAAUUAAUCAAUGCCAAACUGGGAGGAGCAGUAGCAGCUGCGCUGAAGGUAAUAUUCAGCUUCCAGGUGAUGUUUGCCAUUCCAGUUUUGCCCUUGUUCUUCCUUCCCCUUUCUCAGUUUGUGGUAUUGCCUUCAUCCAUUCCUUUCGUGUAGAUGUGGAGGCUGGGUAAGUCUCAGACUGCUUGUGAUGUGAUGGGAUUUGGGACCAACAUGCUGGGGACAGUGGCUCUCUGUUGUGUUUUUAUAAUUAUUAUUUAAAUAAUCUAUUUUAGUUCAUCUGAACCUUUAAUUUUGCUGCUUACUCUGUGUAGGAUCCACCUGGCCUUCAUCCUAAAUGGAAAGAAAACAAAAUGGAAACAAACCUAAUACAACCAUCCCCCCUCCUUUCCUGGUAUCUUAUUUAUUGGCAGGCAGCUGUCUUGUGCCUGCUCCAGCAGACCUGUCUGCCACUAAUUUAAAGCAUUCUCCCAACUCAAAUUCCUGGUGUUUGGUUGUUGCUUUCUUGUUUUGUUGGUUUUGGUGUUGAGUUGUUUUAAUUCUGAACCAGACUUCUGAAAUGUAAGAACUUUUAUUCUAUCACUUAGAAGUUCAUUUUCAUUAGGAAGGCCAAGUCAAACAUUUUAAGAGGUGUGUGUGGGGGAAAAUUAUCUACAUUUUAUUUCUUAUUUAUUUAUCAUGUUUACAUCCUUUUUUUUUUUUUUCCUCUCCUCUUUAAGACUUGGAUAUAAUAAAGCAUUAAAAAUACUCUUUUUUUAGGUUAAUGAUUUUUAAUUAUUCUUUAAAUAUACUGGGUUUUGUUGUUGUCUGUAUAAAAUGUAAAAAGAGAUAUGUUUCUAAAGAUGCAUUAUCAUUCCUCUGUGAACAGUAGGUGGAGUUGAGGACAGAUCUCAGAAUACAAGAUAAUAAUAAAAACCCCAUGCUGUUUUACUUCAUUGUUCCCCUCCUAUCCUGUAUGAUUAAAGGGUUAUUCCACUUUCUUGUUUUGUGGUUACUUGAUAUUAAAACCAUAUUAAAAUGUGUAGAAAAUAGAUAUCCAGUUGUUUUUUCUUUUGCUCAGUGAGAGGAUAAACUUGUAUAUAUCUUGAUAUACUGUGUAGUUCAAAGUAACAUCAGUAAGGGAUAGUGCAUCUUUAUUAGAGCGAUAAGUUACUAGUGUCACUAAAAUCUACUCUAGGAUCCUCAGAUACAGAAAGGUCCUGGUUCUGAUUCCAUUCUCCUGGGGGGCAAACUAUAAGCAUGAGUAGCAUUUCUGUGCUGCAAAGACGGUGUCGGAGGUGGAAUGGUGAAACGGAGCCUCGGUGGUUUAAUAGGCAUCCAUGAGGAUUGAUGAAGGUUUGGGGGCACCAUUAUAUAUAUAUUUUUUAUUUUUAUUUCUCCCUGAAGUUUUAGAUCAUGGCUUGCUUUUUUUUUUGUUGUUGUUGUCGUCUUUGUCUGCAGUGAUAAGGUUUCUGCCAAGGAGGUUCUUAAAGAUGACUGCUGAAUUGGGAACCUAUCUUUGCUCAUUCUUGCAGUCCUGGAGAAUUUCAGCUCUGAGGCAUUCUCUCUGGUGUUGUCUCUCUUUUUUUUCCCCCCUGUUCCUAUUUUACUGAAUUACAGGCCUACAGUAUUUGCACUAAACCAAAAAGCUUGUUAGAGAAAGCUUGCUGCUAUGAGAGAAAAAAAAAAAAGGAACAUAUUUAAAUGGUUUUGCUUUUACAAUUUUAACUGAGUAGCAUUUUGUAGAAUAAAAUUGAUUUAGACUGAAAAGAAGAAAAAAAUUACUUUUUUUUCCCUCUGCACCUUCCCCCCUGAUACUCCUUUCUUUCUCCUCCAACUCCUCAGUGGUGUGAUGUUCUCCCUUGGUGCUCAGUUGUGAUGAUUGGCUGUAUUGUUGACUAUGCUGCUGAGAGUUAUGACACUUGUAAAUCUUGUUUUAAUGACAUUGUGGACAUUUUUGUAUAGCAAGAGCUAACUGGAGUUCUUCUCUCUCUGUUAAUUGAAGUCAUUAAAAAGCUCCCUUUGCCAUGAACAA